GGCUGGAGCAAACACCUGCAUGUCCUGUAGCUCUCCAGGAAAAGGUUUUGCCACCCCUGUGCAAGUAUGAGAAUUUGAGGCAGUAGUUGUUGAAACAUAGUGUGUCCUCCUGUGUCUUCUUCAGGACGAGCUGGCCCGUGUGUUGGUGACACUGUUUGACUCUCGCCACCUGCUGUAUCAGCUGCUGUGGAAUAUGUUCUCCAAGGAGGUAGAGCUGGCUGACUCCAUGCAGACUCUCUUCAGAGGCAACAGUCUGGCCAGUAAAAUCAUGACCUUCUGUUUCAAGGUUUACGGGGCGGCGUACCUACAGAAGCUCCUGGAGCCUCUACUUAACAGUGGCACAACAUCAGCUUUGAGGUGGACACAACCAGGUCGGAACAUUAACCGGAAGCAUUCCACCAGUUAGACUGUGGUAGCCUGGUGUGGUGGUAAAGGAUAGCAUGUCGAUUUGAGCAAUUUUGGGGGGGUAACCUUUUUAAAUGGAAGUUACCUAGGCAAUCCUGACUUUUUAAAAAUUGAAUAUCUGAAACAUACAAUAUACUUGCAGUGAAGCUGCUCAACAACUACAUCAUACCAGUCAUCCAACAGACUCCCAUUCAGAGCGACACACAGAAGCCUCCACGGUCAAAUCCCUGCUCAAGGGCACGUUGACAGAUCUCCCACCAGGCCAAAAAACGUGAAGCCCAACCCCCCCUAGGUUCUCCAAUAGCUGUCCCUCAACCAUUCAACCAAUCUGCUUACCUAUUGCAGAUUCAGUCUUCCCAGCCUCGUGCAGGUCUACAAUUUUGUUUCUGGUGUCCUUUGACAGCUCUUUGGUCUUGGCCAUAGUGGAGUUUGGAGUGUGACUGUUUGAGGUUGUGGACAGGUGUCUUUUAUACUUAUAACAAGUUCAAACAGGUGCCAUUACAGGUAACGAGUGGAGGACAGAGGAGCCUCUUAAAGAAGAAGUUACAGAUGACGAAGGAACAGCUUGCCAAAUUGUGCAAGACAAUUGUAACCUUCAUCGCACAGACCACCCUGCAGAUCCUGCUGCCAGCCCUGGCCCGCGUACUUGGGGUAAAGGACUUUGCUGACGACGACACUGACUCACCCAAGAGGGGUGGCAGUGCAAGAUCCUUUGCUGCCUUUGAUCAGGAAAGACUGGAGCUCAUCCAGGAAGUUAGAUAUCUGGCGAAGAAAAUGUAUAAGGGCGGCACAGGGGCUCAACAUCUCAGGUCCCUAACACCCUCUUCUAAGAGCUUUUACCUUCGACAUCAACAAGCGACGCACGGGCUGGUCCUGCAGACUCCCACGCCCAUGGCCCAGGAGAACGCUGGGGGCCACCUGCUCACUCACGUCCCAGCCAUCUCCUUUGAGACCGACUCUACUGUGGAGUGCACCUCCAAGUGGACUCCGGAAGAGAGGGACCGGGUGAAGGUUAAACUGGCCAACAUGGCCUUGAUGGGAAGGAUCAAAAAGUCUUGGCUGUGAAAUGCCCAUUAUGUGUGAUUAUCGAAUUUAUAAUUUUCCACUUUUGAAACAACAAUGGGAAAGACAGGGUUUAUAGCAAAGGUUGCUCAGAUUGGGCUUUUGGAAAAAUUGGGAGAAUGAAAGUGCACUCCUGAUUCAGAGAGAAAGAUCCAUCUUAAUCAUCCAUACCAUUGUUUAAAUUACAAUUAAAAAAACAUUCAAACUGUUCCUGAGUUUCGAAAGACAGAGAAAGGAAAACAUCCUUAUCUUCAGGCUGUUCACACCUGUUCACACAAGUCCUACUGUCCACAAUCUCAGGGUUCUUCAAUACAAACACACCUGUUUCAGAAAACCUGAUCACUUUCACAUUCAAACAAUGUUUGUAGGAUACUUUCAAUAACUCAAUAAAUGUAAGUGUUGAAACCAUACAUAGCUGGUAACUUGAGCUCGGCAGAGUAGUUUUGACCUGUGUCCAGAUGCAGUCAUUUAUGUUGUCUAAAGGCAAUUUGUCUCUUAUAACAAUGUAAUUUUUCUGAAUAAUCUAAUUGAAUUGACUGGUAGGUAGUCACUAACUAUUUGUAGCAUGUGUUCCUCUGUUUAUUGAUAUUUGUAUGGUGUGUAUGUGUUAAGCUGUUAAGUAAUUAAUGUUGAUAUUAUCCAAAGGGUUUUUAACUGAAAUGUUAAAUGUUGGUGUCUCGAUCUCAGACAUUUGCGCUCAUAUUUGUAAAUAGUAUUUCAAAAAUGGCAGAAUCAAACAGUAUUGGAAUAGUGACUUGUAUUUUGCAUCUAGAAGUGUAAGAAUUUUAGAAGAAUGCUAUUUCAUCAGUCAAAUGUUGCACUGUUAUCAAACAGGGUUGUGCUGAAAAUCAAAUGAACCACAGCCAAAUUAAUCAUUUGCAACUAAGAGUAAGAUUAAAAAAGACAUGUAUAACUUACUUCCUUGAUAAAAUACAUUCUAAAAUGUAAAUAUAUGUGAUUUCUGAGUAUGUAGUGCACAUAUCUGUUUAAGGCCCAAAGCAGACGUUUUUAUAUCAAUAUCAAAUCAUUUCUGGGUAACAAUUAAGUACCUUACUGUAAUACAUUACGAUGAAAAUGGUCCAAAAUGUAUUUUUUGCAAAAAACACUUUCUCAAGCACUAAUUUUGCUAGGACUGUCUGGGAGUGGUCAGUGUGGAGGGGAAAUUAAAGCUAGCUGUUAUUGGCA
This is a messenger RNA of Oncorhynchus nerka (sockeye salmon), 2652 nucleotides long. RefSeq lists its product as uncharacterized. The transcript has 4 exons. The record is from RefSeq and is a predicted model, not a curated record. Lineage: Eukaryota; Metazoa; Chordata; Actinopteri; Salmoniformes; Salmonidae. Bases 955 to 1470 code for a protein of 171 amino acids.